Phodopus roborovskii (desert hamster) is the source of this 1904-nucleotide messenger RNA. RefSeq names its product CNKSR family member 3 (gene Cnksr3). The coding region runs from base 160 to 1824 and encodes 554 amino acids. NCBI's taxonomy places the organism in Eukaryota, Metazoa, Chordata, Mammalia, Rodentia, Cricetidae. Gene Ontology annotation, molecular function: protein binding. The transcript is spliced from 13 exons. Gene Ontology annotation, biological process: regulation of signal transduction. Gene Ontology annotation, cellular component: cytoplasm; membrane. The record is from RefSeq and is a predicted model, not a curated record.
GGACCGCGCUGCCCUGGCUGAACCACAGCGGGAUGGCGCGCUGACCGCGGCCAUGCAGGCUUGAGCGGACGCCCAGGGCGCGCAGGGGACAACCGCGGGCGCAGGCUGCAGCACUCCGCCGCCGCCUUCCCAGCCCAGCGGGCAGUGAAGUCGCUUACCAUGGAGCCCGUGACCAAGUGGAGUCCCAAACAAGUGGUGGACUGGACUAGAGGGUUAGAUGACUGCCUGCAGCCAUACGUCCACAAGUUUGAGCGGGAGAAGAUAGAUGGGGAGCAGCUGCUGAAGAUCUCCCACCAGGAUCUCGAGGAACUGGGUGUCACACGGAUUGGACACCAGGAGCUGGUGUUGGAGGCUGUCGACCUUCUCUGUGCACUGAAUUAUGGCCUUGAGACGGAUAAUAUGAAGAACUUGGCUCUGAAACUUCGAGCGUCUUCCCACAAUUUGCAGAAUUACAUAAGUAGCCGGCGGAAGAGUCCCGUUUACGAUGGGAACACGUCUCGAAAGCCCCCCAAUGAGUUCCUGACUUCCGUGGUGGAGCUCAUUGGCGCUGCCAAGGCCUUGCUGGCUUGGCUGGACCGGGCUCCGUUCACAGGGAUCACAGAUUUCUCUGUGACGAAGAACAAAAUCAUCCAGCUGUGCCUCGACCUGACCACGACAGUCCAGAAGGAUUGCCUCGUAGCAGAAAUGGAGGAUAAAGUUCUAAAUGUGGUCAAGGUUUUGAAUAGCAUCUGUGACAAAACAAUGCGCUCGACUGCGGAUCCUGUUAUGAGCCAGUGUGCCUGCCUAGAGGAAGUCCACUUACCGAAUGUUCGACCUGGGGAAGGCUUGGGUAUGUACAUCAAGUCAACCUAUGAUGGAUUGCAUGUGAUUACUGGAACCACGGAAAAUUCUCCUGCAGACAGGUCUCAGAAGAUUCACGCUGGUGACGAAGUCAUUCAAGUUAAUCGGCAGACAGUGGUCGGUUGGCAGUUGAAAAAUCUGGUGAGAAAGUUGAGAGAGAAUCCUACGGGUGUGGUGCUGCUUUUGAAGAAGAGGCCCACAGGCUCUUUCAACUUUACUCCGGCUCCCCUGAAGAACCUGCGGUGGAAGCCGCCUCUCGUGCAGACCUCACCCCCACCCACCACGACCCAGUCCCCAGAGAGCACCAUGGAUGCCUCCCUGAAGAAGGAGAAGCCAGCCAUCCUGGACCUCUACAUCCCUCCCCCACCCGCUGUCCCCUACUCUCCCCGGGACGAGAAUGGGAGCUUUGCCUAUGGAGGACCCAGUAAGAGUAAACAGCCGAUGCCUGGGUGGAAGGGUUCAGAGUCCCCUAACUCCUUCCUGGACCAGGAGAGCCAGAGACGCAGAUUUACCAUCACUGAUUCCGAUCAGUUGCCAGCUUAUUCGGUGGGAACCAACGUUCUGCCCACAAAGAUGAGAAGGAAGACGCCAUCGUAUGGCAAACCCCGGCCUCUGUCCAUGCCUGCAGAUGGGAACUGGAUGGGGAUUGUGGACCCAUUUGCUAGACCUCGAGGUCAUGGGAGGAAAGGGGAAGAUGCCCUCUGCCGGUACUUCAGCAAUGAGCGGAUUACAACCAUCAUUGAAGAAAGCACAUCUCCUGUGUACCGCUUCUCCAGACCCUCAACCGAGCGGCACCUGGUGCGAGGUGCGGACUACAUCCGAGGGAGCAGGUGCUAUCUCAACUCUGAUCUACACAGUAGCGCCACCAUUCCCUUUCAGGAGGAAGGGCCCAAGAAGAAGUCAGCCUCCUCUGCCAAGGCGUCUUCUGGGGAGCCUUCCCUGCUGGUCAGCUGGCUGACGCGCCUCAAGCUGUUGACUCACUGAGCUGCCCCGCCAGCCUCCUGCCUGUCUCCUGCUAGCAAGUGCCUUCUUCCUCAGUGGACAGCUUCUUCAGACUCAUCUGC